AUGCUGAGUACAUGCUUUUCAAAAGCGGCAGGACUGCGAAAUCUGUCGCUCGCUUUGAUACAGUGCGCUUACGGUACUGCUACUGGUUCUCGUGUCCAAGCGUCACCGUUCGGGUUCCCAGAAAAGGACGUGAUCAACUUCAUAAACAGUUUCGGUCUCUCUUCGAGUGUUGCACGUGAUUUUAUGCUGUUUCUAACAUUUUCGAACCAGAUUAUACGCUAUACAAAUGGGCGCAGUGUUAGUCUGGCUUGUGCUACUGCUGUGGCGAAUGUUGUUUACCAGUUGAGUGAAGGAGAAAAUACACCAGGAGCAACCGACGUAGCAGCUAUAUCGAAAAUAUUCCAGUCAGAAAGUUCGUUCUCACCUUCCAGUUCCGUGAAAACAAUAAGAAAGUCACCUGUUAACAAGGAAUUGAAAGGUGUUAGGCCUAUUUUUGCAAAACACAAUGACGCCAAGUUCUAUCCGAAUAUCAUGUGCGUCAUAUGCAAGGAAUGGGUGUGUUCGAGAAGUCGUCGAAUCCACAUUUCGGCGCACUUCGGCUACCGCAAAUACACAUGCUCUACUUGCGACUUCUCACAUACGAAAGAAAUCUUCGUCGAAACACACAUUCGGAAAUGUCAUAAUCGAGUAGGGAGUGUGCUUCAAAAAGACGAUCCCGCUGUGGAGUCCAGAAUAGAAGAUGCGUGUAACGAUAGCAUAGCAAUGACUAGGGAUGUGUUGAGAGGUCAAUAUGAUGAUGAGAUCUACGCGAGUUAUGCGAAUAUGAGUACCGAUAGAAGUCAAAUUGCAAACAAGGAGCGGAGAAGUCGUACACAAGUCCUUAGUGUCGUGUCUGAUGGCUCAAAUGCACAAUUACUGCAAUAG
This is a messenger RNA of Necator americanus (New World hookworm), 864 nucleotides long. RefSeq lists its product as uncharacterized. The transcript has 8 exons. Lineage: Eukaryota; Metazoa; Nematoda; Chromadorea; Rhabditida; Ancylostomatidae. The record is from RefSeq and is a predicted model, not a curated record. Bases 1 to 864 code for a protein of 287 amino acids.